This is a messenger RNA of Paraglomus occultum, 393 nucleotides long. NCBI's taxonomy places the organism in Eukaryota, Fungi, Glomeromycota, Glomeromycetes, Paraglomerales, Paraglomeraceae. The record is from the annotation of a GenBank genome assembly.
AUGGCCAUAUACCGUAUAUACUCCAAACAAAGAGAGGUCCAAUGUGAUAACGGGUGUCGAUAUCUCGCCGGACGAGGCGAAACUUUGUGCCUGGAGGAUGCAGGACUUAGACGCCAAAUAACACAAAUCAGACACAAUGUGUUAAACAAUACAAGCCAACAGCCGGCAUCAAACAUUUCUGGUGAUGGUAGAACACAACCUGGGAAUACAAUUCACCAGCAAUCGACUAUAUAUGGUCAACCGCAACAGAGCGGGACGUUUGGCCAAUUCGUGCAGAAUGUACGUGGAAAUAGUGAAUUCAACCAGCAGAGUAACUUUGGUCAGAAUUCGUUUGGACAAUCAGGAAGAAUUCCCCAGUCGAAUGGGGUUCCUCAGCCAUAUCAGUCAUAUCAG